AAUCAAAUGUAAUUUUGUAAUUAACGUAGAAACCACAGAAAAUAUCCUCUAAUGCACUUUUAAUAUUCAUGUUGUUUGCCCACAAGAAGAAAGUGUUAUAAAGAUACAGUCUGUCAUUAUGUAUGCUUAUUUUGGUUAUUGACCACUUUAAGGUGAGGGGGAAAGAUUUAAUGGGAACCUAAAAGGCAACUUCUUUUUACACCAUGGGUGGUAGGUGUAUGGAAAGAGCUGCAUGAGGUGGUAGUUAAGGCAGGUACUAUCACAACAUUUGAGAACAUUUGGAUAGGUAUGUGGAUAAGAGAGGUUUAGAGGGAUAUAGGCUAAACACAGGCAGAUCUCGGACGAUUGUAGAUGGAACACGUUGGUCGGCAUGGGCAAGUUGGGCCGAAGGUCCUGUUUCCACAUGACAUUGAAAUGGGACUUGCAUGCAACAAAAAUGUGUAAAUUUUGGAGCAUUAUAAACACUGAAAUAUCCAUUUGUGUUUUGGAGUCUUAUUUCAGACUAUAUAUCAGAAGGAAUCUGAACACUAAACUUUAGCAGUGUAACACAAAUAUGGCUGGUAAAACUAGUUUGGUAAGGUUGAAUACAAUCUGGAAAUAUAAUUAAUGCAACUGUAUUUUACAGGUAGAUUUCUUAAGGAGAUUGGAGAAGGGGAACGAAAAAAAUGUAUAAACAAAAGGCCAGUGUAAGCAGAAUUACAGUUCAAACAAGAGAGCUUGCUUACACUACAAAAGUUCAAGCUUGUGUAAACAUGAUUGCUUGCUGUAAAAUGGCCAGUAGAAACCAAAACAAUUUUGCUUUGCAAAUUGGGUACUGAGGUAAUACUGGAAGAAAACUGUAACUGGAUAGAACGAACGCAUGAAUCAUUGCUUGAGGCAGGAAAAACAUUGGGUGCAUCUCCAUACCCUCAGGGCCCAACUCCUUCACUUAUAGUCCCUCCUAUUAGAAUUGCUGGCUUCAUUUUCAACUAGCAAUCAAGCAGAGAACAUACUUUGCUUAUGCGCAGUUUACUUAUGGAAACAAAAGCAAUCAACAGAAAGUUACAUAUAUAGGGUAAACUGAUGCAAAUUAUUCCUGCGCUGAUCUACUGGCACAUAUUGGUUACCUGUACAAGCAAGCGUGUGGAGUUUUCAGAUUAUUGAUUUAAACUACCAACACUUCUUUAAAAAAGCCAAGACCCAGGGAAUGCUGUGAUCCUUAAUCUUUAUCAAAAGUGUCAAAAAUGAGUCUCACUAAAGAGCGUAAACCAAAGAAACCUCACUACAUUCCCCGUCCUGCAGGAAAGCCAUUUAAAUACAAGUGCUUCCAGUGCCCAUUUACUUGCAAUGAGAAAUCACACCUGUUUAACCACAUGAAAUACAGUUUAUGUGAAAACUCUCUCUCAUUAGUGACGGAUCAGGAUCAAACAGGAAAAUGUGUAAAAUCAAGUUCUGAUCUACACAUUCAGAAUGACUGUGCAUCAAAUGUGAGCCAUGACUCAUCUUUGUCAAACGGUGACCCGGUUCAAAGUCCGAGCUGCAGAAAAACUGAUAAACCUGCAAGCCACCAGAUCAUCAGUAAAGAUAUGAAAGAAAACACCAGAAUGGGUGAUCGCACUGUUACACCAGUUACAAAAGCAAAACAGAAGGAGCCACUCCAGAAAAUUCUUGCAGAAAAUGAAACUGUAGAACAUUUUGAAAAAGAUGAACGACCAUCAGCUUUCUUGCCUGUUGGGGACUUGAAACUCACCAAAAGCUCCGACAAAGACAAUGAAAAGACAAAUUUUAUUCUGGAAAAUUCAAACAAGGCGUCCACCAUCCCAAUGAAGUCAGCGUUUUACAGUCCUGGUGACCAACAUGGAACAUGUUCUCCUUCAAAUUCACCAGAGCAUCCCAGGAAAUAUGCUGCAAAUAAAUAUUUUGGUUCAAUUCCUCCAAACACCUCACCAUUAAUUCCAGAUUAUACACAUCAUUAUUACAAUCAACGUGGUUUAGUCUUUUCACCCUAUCUCCUCUCGGGGAAACCUUUUGAAUGCGGCAGCCCAGAUAUUUCACUCUAUUUCUCUCCUGAACAGCAACAUUUCUCACCGCCUCAUCUACAAAAUAGAGGCAUGAAUUUGCCAAGGCACAUUAGCCAAUCAGCAUUAGAGCAAUACAAAAUUCUGCAUCAUUUUCAUUCAAAUCUUCCCAUUCCUUACGGUGUCCAUCAUCGCAGUCCAACUGAAUAUGACCUUCCUCCAUUUGGUCUGAAGUCUCAGCAAGGAAAUAAUUCCAACAGGAAUCAAGAGACACACCUGUCAGUCGGGAAUCCUUCACUGUACGAAACUUCACCACCACCAGAAUUGUACUUCCAGAAUUCACACAGAAGACUUCAUUGUGACUGGGAGAACCCUGUCCCAAUGUCCUUGUCAAAAGAUAAUGAGACACAAACAUUGGGCAUGAAUAGCAACCUAUGCACAGGGGGGAAAAAUACAAAAAUAAGCCCAAAGUCAGGAAGUGCAGCAAUUGGUUCACCAGGUCGGCCUAGCCCAACACCACAUGUUCAAAAAGCCAUCGUCUCAGAAACUUGCGUCAAAUCGCCCAAGUUUGCUUCAGCCCCAAAUAAUAAAAAUAAAAGGGUGGAUGAAGGAUUCACACCCUUUAGACCAAUCAGAAGUGCCACAAAUCUACAAGCAAGUGAAAUCCACGUACAACAUGAACCACCAGAAAGUCAAGGAAUCACCAGAAUCCGAGCACCCAAUGAGGGUACAACGUCUUCAAAUGUCACCAUUUUGGAUUACUACCAUGGCAAUGCUCUGGUACCGAAUGACACAAGUUUAGCUGCCAUGAUACCGUUAAACCUUUCCAAAAAGGAUAAAGCAAAAUCGGAACCUGACAAACAGCAUGGAACUACAAAUAAAAUUCUCCGUCAGAAUUCAAGCGAAGAUACAUCUGAUGCCAAUCAUUCCCUUCCGGUUAGAGAGUUUGAAACUUGCACAAAGGUGCAGGAUGUACCUUUAAAUCUUUCAAUUAAAGCUCAUCACAAUUAUGAGUGGAACACAGCUGAAGAUUCUGUUCCAUUAGACGUCGACAUCAAUUUACAAGAUUUAAGAGUACCAGCAAAAACCUCAAAUGGCAACAGGUUUCUCCAUUCAGACUUAAAUACUCAUUCUGCAGAAGACCAUAAUACAGGCAAAGAUUGCCACAAAACAAAUCAAUGUAAAAAUCAGAAAGAAAAACCUGCUAACUUGCAAACAAUAAAGGUUCCCCAAAGCACUGACAGCAGUAAAGAUGAACUGAAGCAGUCAGCUGCAGUGGCUCUUUGUCAAUUAGCUGCGUGUAACCAAGGAAAACAUAAUGACGAAUGGCCCUUUCUACCACAAGGGGAGCUGGCUUGUAAAAAGGAACCAAGUUAUAAAGAAAAGCACAAAUAUAAUUGUCCGGCAGUUAAAAAAAUAGUGAAACUAAAAUCAAGGUAUCAGAAAAGAUCACGUGAAGAAUCAGUUGAAACUCAAUCAGUCACAACACACAUCAAGGUCAAUGACUGUGAUAGAAUAUUCAACCUGAGGAAGAGAACGAAAGUUGCUUAAAACAACAUAUCUUCAACUGAAACCAACAACAAGAUUAAUUAUUAAGCUAUAUAAAGUGGAUGAAAAUUGUUCACAUCAAUGAUCAAUGUGCUCAUUGACGUGAUCAUACAACGUGGGUUUAUUUAAAGUCGUCUUUUACUUUCAUUUCUAUACACUAUAUUCGGUGUUCGCUAAAAGACUGUAGUGACACAGAAAGAGCAUACGAUUAAAAUUAGUGGCUGAUGUACUUUCAGUUUGAAUUGCAUUCUGUAGAAAUGCAUGGUGCUGAUCAGAAGGCAAAUAGACAUGGCAUGGAUAAGAUAAAAAAUAAAGUGAGACAAUAAGGAAGCACCUUAUAUUAUUCUUUGGAGCUCUCUUUUCCUCUUACACAGAUUGAGUUUACCCGUGAAACACUGCUAGAAGUUGCUAAACAAUGAAAACUUCAACAAAUUAUUUUAUUCCUUUUCUGAAAAGUUUGCGAAUUAUAAAGUAUUUCUAAUAGAUCAACUGCAGAGUGAACUACUUAAAAAAAUAAUUUAUGAAAGUCAACAACCAUUUCCUCCUGCAUAUACAUAAACCUACUGAUCAUUUGUAAUUGAAUCUUGCGAGUUAAAGCACAUGAUAAUCUGGAUUAUCAAUGACAAACAUGUACCCGUACCAAGAGGAAGGCAAAACCCUGGCUGCUAACCAAAAGCCCUCUCCAAGGUCACCAGACAUCUUCUGACUUGGCUCAGAUGUAGAUGGCCUACCUUGCCUGCUUGAACUAUAGCAGACUGGGGUUUAGGACAGAGAAGUGGCAGGACGCUCAUAAGUGCAAUAAAGUAAAUCGUUCAAAUUAUUUUUUGACUUCAUAGCUUGAGACUUGCAGUCUGCUUUGUCAGACAUCAUCACUAUUAGUUACUAAACACCUCCAACAUUCGGACAUGCAUGUAAAAACUACAAAAAUGUAAACAAUUAAAAAUAAAUUAAAAGAAAAACAUGAAAAAAUUAAAAACAUUAAGAACAUAAAACAAAACUGAAAUAAUUAUUUAAUAAGAAAUUUUAAAAACAGGUUAUUGUUUCUUUUCUCUUCUUUUUGCAAUCAGUUAACUCCUUUAUGUCCCAAGUUUACUGGCACGUCAAACGCAGGUCAUUAAAUCACUUUAACUUACAAACUUUAACCUCCUCAAGUAUGACAUUCACUCUGAUAAUGGAACUGACACAUCCUAUCUUUGAUAUCCAAAUAGAUCAAUUACAAAUUGAUCCACUGAAUGUUGUUUAAUUGCACAUACCUGGCGCAAACAAAAGGAUAGUAAAAUACAUAUAUAUAUAUAUAUAUAUAUAUACUGUACAGUUGUCUGAGUAAUUGUAAAUUGCUCAGACGUUUGUGAAGGUCAUUGCAAUUAUGUAGUUUGAUUUCUUUUUGUAUUCUUACUUAAAUACUGGGACAUCAAUUCUUGUGGGUUAUUUAAGCAAAAUGUAUUGAGCACAUUAUUUUAGAUAAUAGUAAACAUUGGGUGAUGGAAAUACUCUGUGUGAUGUUCAACCAUUCAUUAUGUUAAAAAGAAUGAUAUGUUUUUGUGCUACUGGAUUAAAGGUAAUUUAUCAUGCAAAAAUGAUUCUCUCAUUUUUUGAUUAACAUUCAGUAACUGUUAAGUACUUAAAAUACAAAAUUACAUCUUCACAAUGGUUUAAGAUUAUAAAUAUAUUUGUAAUAUUCAACAUGAAUAACUUUGUUAUACUUAAGUUAAGUUUAAGAAUAUUGUAAACUAAAUGUCACCAAUUGAAAUCAAUUAGAUCAUAAUUUUAAUGCUGCAGCUCCAAGGGGAAUGAAAAUCACACAACAAAAUACAACUAUUUUUAUGUUGCAAUUCUGCGUAAAGGAAGAUAGAUUUCACUGACAACUUUCCUACAGGAGAAGGUAGUCAAAGACAAUGGCAGCAAAUUAUCAGGGGGCACAAACUACUAAUGUGGAGAUCAAACUCUAUUUAAUUUGAGCAUCCUUUACCAAAUCCCUGGUUAGCAGCAAAGUAGAAACCAGAAAUGUGUUAAACCAUUGCUUUUUCUUUGGACUGAAGAUAACAUCAAAUAAACAUGAAAUUACACUUUUUGUAUAAAUAGGCGGUUGUGAUCUGGAUUACACUGCCUGAACUGGUGAUGGACAGAUCCUCUCACUUCAAUCGAUGAGGCACAGAAAGCCAUAGGCCAGCUGCUGAUAAAUGGGAAUAUUAUAGAUGGGUACGUACAUGAUUUGCAUUGACAGAGUGGGCUGAAGGGCCUAUUUCUGUGUGUAUGCUUCUUUGACACCAUGGCAAUUAAUCUGGUUCUAUUUACAUCACAGAAUUAAUUUCUGCCACAUAACCAAAGACUAACAAAUAAAAAGUUCCAGUUUUACACCCACAGAAAUACCUCAUUAAUAGAAACAUAUUAAGAUAGUUCCACACUGAAUGCAUACAGAAUCAUUUUUUUUGUAGCAAGAGGCACAGAGCAUAAAGAACAAGAUAAUGUUGAAUUUGAGCAGAGACUUGACAGAAUUUGAGCAGAAACUCCAGAAAGUGGUGUGCAAACUGUGCCUCAAAAUCUUAUAAAAGUCUAAAAGUUUCAAAGCUUCAAUGUUCACCAGCUAUAAAUAGAAUAAAUCUGCCUACUUGAAAAUAGAUCAUAUUUUUAAAAAAAGGAAAGAUCCAUGUCUAAAGAUAUGUUUGCAUUGAAAAGAUGGGAGAAGUAACAUCAUAUCCUGCCAAAUGAAAAAAAAAUAGACACCGACUCAUUCAACAAAUCUAGAAUCCCUCAGCCUAUCCCUCAAAUGUUCAUCAUAUGUUCACCCAAUCAUUCCUGGGAUCAUUCUCGCAAUACUCACUCCCCAUAAUAUCCAGUUUUAUUCCCUCCGAUUGUCUUCUGAUCUCCAACACCCAAUCUAAAUUCCUAAUUCAUUAGAUUCACUAUGUGGAAUGAUGGAGGACUGCAGAAGUAGCCUUAAGGGCCUGUCCCACUUGCGUGUCCUUGGCACGCAAAUUACGCUACCUCGUCGUUGCGUUGAGGCGCAUGGGCAUCGUAUGGCCGCGGGGGGUCGGUCCCACUGAGAAGCGCGGAGAUGUGCGCG
Leucoraja erinaceus (little skate) is the source of this 6609-nucleotide messenger RNA. It is a transcript of the gene znf750, whose product is annotated as zinc finger protein 750. NCBI's taxonomy places the organism in Eukaryota, Metazoa, Chordata, Chondrichthyes, Rajiformes, Rajidae. Gene Ontology annotation, cellular component: nucleus. Gene Ontology annotation, biological process: positive regulation of transcription by RNA polymerase II; epidermis development. The record is from RefSeq and is a predicted model, not a curated record. Bases 1224 to 3548 code for a protein of 774 amino acids. Gene Ontology annotation, molecular function: DNA-binding transcription activator activity, RNA polymerase II-specific; promoter-specific chromatin binding; RNA polymerase II cis-regulatory region sequence-specific DNA binding. The transcript has 3 exons.